CUUAAGCUUUACAGCAAUGAUAAUUAAAAUAGCAAAAAUAAUAAGUUGUUCAUCGGAUCAUCCACUUUAUCCAUCUUCUAAUUUAUUAGAACAUCCUCCAAAAUCAUCGUGGCGUUGUGCCAAACCAAAUGAGCUCAUAGCAACAGUUAUUUUUCAAUUAGCCGAAGCUUCUUGUAUAACUGGACUGGAAAUAGGAAAUUACCAUUCAUGUUUUAUAAUUGUCGAAGCUUCUACUUUUGAAAAGCCUGAUACAUGGAUUCCUAUCGUAAAUCACCAAUUUCUAUCUCAUGAUGAAGUAGCAAAUAGCAAGUUCAGAGAUCAAGUUCAGAUAUUUACUAAACGAGAACUCAAUCCAGAAACAAUUAAUAUUAAAUUUGACCGAGUCAAGGUUACUUGUAUGCAAUCGGCUAAUCCAAGAGAAAUUUUCGGUUUAAAUUUUAUAAUUUUAAAAACAGAAGUUGUUGUAGAUUUAGGUUUAGAUAUAUUCGGACGUUUUAAAUUAAAGGAACAAAAUGAUGAAGGAAUGGAAGAAUUUAAGGAGAAAUAUCUAAAACUUUUUGUAAAUAGAGCAAAUUAUAAAGAUAAAUUAAAAGAAAAAAUCAUUGAAUCUGGCGUAAGUAAGUUUGUGAACAAACAAGAAACUCCUAAUUAUAGGGAUACACCAAUUUUGGACAGAAAAGAAUCGAAUACAAAAUUAGAUGAAUCAAAAUCAGGUAUUGUACAAUCGAAUACCAAAGUACACAAUGAUGAAAAAGGUUCUUCGGUAAUAAAAAAAAAUGAAAAUUCCCCUGUUGUUCGAACAUUAUUUGGGGAUAUUGUACCAAGCCCUAAACGUAAAAAAAAAUUAGACAAAUGCAAAAUUAAUGAAGAUUUCAAUCAAAACUCUGAAAGCCUGUAUGAUAUGCCACAAUGUUCUACUUCACGUGAUGACAAAGUUAAUAAAAAAGAUGAUUGUUCUCUAUGUCGUUUAAAAACAGAUGAAUUAUGUAACACAUGCAAUUUAGUAAUUAAACCGCAAGUAUUAGUUGAUAUAAAACAACAAUCUGUAAAAAUCAAUAAAUAUACAAAACCGUUUGGCAAACUUUUUGAUGGUAUUUCAUUUUCUCUUAGUGGAUAUGUUAAUCCACAAAGAGACGAAAUCAGAAGAAAAGCUUUAAAAAUGGGAGCAAAAUAUAUUGUUGAUCCAAAUUUAACCAAUAACAAAUGUACCCAUCUAAUUUGUCGUUUUAAAAAAACGCCAAAAUCUGAAUACUUGAAAGGCCAUUGUAAAAUUGUGGAUCAUAAAUUCAUCGAAGAUUGUUUUAAUAAAAGAAAAAGAAUUCCUUGGAGGCGAUAUGCAUUGGAUAGCGAUGAACAAAAUCAACCAGAAAGUGAAGAAGAAAUUAUGGAAAGUAGUUCUCCGAGUAGCACAUCAAAUGUUUAUGAGCAAGAUACCGAUUCUGAAAUGAUUGAAUAACAAAAAUAACAUUACACUUUUGUGUAUUAAAAAAAAUUGAUUUAGU
Messenger RNA from Ceratosolen solmsi marchali, 1502 nucleotides. It is a transcript of the gene XRCC1, whose product is annotated as DNA repair protein XRCC1. Lineage: Eukaryota; Metazoa; Arthropoda; Insecta; Hymenoptera; Agaonidae. The record is from RefSeq and is a predicted model, not a curated record. Gene Ontology annotation, biological process: single strand break repair; base-excision repair. The transcript has 3 exons. Gene Ontology annotation, molecular function: damaged DNA binding. Gene Ontology annotation, cellular component: nucleus. The coding region runs from base 17 to 1456 and encodes 479 amino acids.